Messenger RNA from Lytechinus pictus (painted urchin), 8985 nucleotides. RefSeq names its product kinesin-like protein KIF24. The record is from RefSeq and is a predicted model, not a curated record. Bases 227 to 4483 code for a protein of 1418 amino acids. Gene Ontology annotation, biological process: microtubule-based movement; microtubule depolymerization. Gene Ontology annotation, molecular function: microtubule motor activity; microtubule binding; ATP binding. Lineage: Eukaryota; Metazoa; Echinodermata; Echinoidea; Temnopleuroida; Toxopneustidae. Gene Ontology annotation, cellular component: microtubule. The transcript has 13 exons.
GCCGCGCCCCUGCGCAUAUGCCGCGCCCGGCCCCGUACGCGUACUGUUUGUUGAUAAAGUCAGUGGAGAACAGGCCAGUGUCAGACUCAGUCAGAGACUGUCGUCUUCCAUCUCUCAUUUAUCAAACUUUGUUGAAAGUUUUCGAUGAUAUUUGACUAAACAGAUGAAGGUGAAUGCACCGCACAUUGUAGCAUGCCUGUGAUUGAUUAUAGUCUGUAGCCCUGCCAUGGAUAGUGGAUCUCUCUUUUGGCUGUGCCUCAAGGAGGCUCAUUUGGGCCACUAUUCUUCAUCAUUUCAGGACAGGGGCAUUAGUGAUCUAGAGAGGUUGGCGACCCUGUCCAUGCAUGAGUACAAUAACUAUGGCGUAACUUCACCCCAGGACAAGAAAAAACUAUUUAGAUUAAUCCACACACUGCGCACCUUGGAUCUAAACAAGCUCUCUGAUCUAAAUGGAUCGGACCAACAAGUCAAGUCUAUUGAAAGCAACACACCCAACAUCAUGCCCAAUAAAGAUAAAAAUAGUCACCAUGGGAGUAGAAAAGGAGCCAGGAAAUACCAUGAUAACACGACUCAUGAGUCUGGCAGGUAUACUGAAACGGUGCAAUCAGACAGGAAGCAGAAUGAAAAUGAGCACCAUAUACCAAGACUGGGUGAUACACCAAAGAACAGUGUAUUGAAUAGAACUUUUGAUAAAGAUGAUGGAUCCGAUAUAGAUAGAAGUCAUGAUUCUCCCACAACAGAAAAUGUAAACAAAGACCCUAGCAAGAAUUAUGAUAAUGGAGUUGAUGACAGCCAAGUCUUGAUCUUGGAGCAGAGCAGUGCUGGGUAUAACUAUGGGGUACCUUCACUCACACCUACCAACCAAUCUAGACAGACUUCAGGGAUGAAGCCAGCACAUACUUCCACCCCUCAUUCGAGAAAUGGUGUUAUGGUAGAUGAGAAGAUAAGGGUUUGUGUGCGGAAAAGACCAAUGAACCAGAAGGAGAGAAGGGCAGGAGAGGGAGAUGCUGUUGCGAUAGAAGGCACCAACACAGCACUGGUGAAAGAGAGGAAGCUGACUCUGGAUCUAACCAAGGUUGUUCAAAUGCAUAAGUAUAUCUUUGAUGAAGUUUUUCAUGAAAAAUGCAGCAAUGAAGAAGUCUAUGAGAGGACAGCUAUGCCACUAAUACAGAAGAUAUUCAAAGGAGGCAAGGCCACUUGCUUUGCCUAUGGGCAGACUGGAGCUGGAAAAACUCAUACAUUACUUGGAGGUCAAGGGGGAAAGGUGAAAGGUCUCUAUUUACUUGCCGCUGAAGACAUCUUCACUAUCAUCAUGUCGUCUCCGGAUGGUCAUGGUGUCUCUGUGUACGUGAGCUACUUUGAGAUCUACUGUGGUCAGCUUUGUGAUCUACUCAACAAUAGAGAGAGAUUACAUGCAAGAGAGAAUGCUCAUCAUAAAGUAUGUAUCUCAGGCUUGAAUGAAAUCAGAGUUAAUGGACCUCAAGCUCUCAUGCAGGUUGUUGAGGCUGGUAAUAGCUAUCGAAUGGUUGGAGUAUCAGGUGUCAAUGCCGAAUCAUCAAGAUCACAUGCUAUACUACAGAUACAAUUAAAAGAUAAGGCUGGCAACAACAUUGGAAAGUUAUCAUUCAUUGAUCUAGCAGGUAGUGAGAGAGCAUGUGAUGCCAAUGAUACUGAUAAAACUAAUAGACAAGAAGGAGCUGAAAUCAACACUAGUCUACUUGCACUCAAGGAGUGUAUACGCGCCCUUGACCAGGAGAAACGCCAUACCCCAUUCCGACAGAGCAAACUGACCCAGGUCCUAAGAGAUUCCUUCCUAGGACAGUCUCGGACCUGCAUGAUUGCAUGUGUGGCACCUAAUACCAGUGCAGUAGACCACACCCUAAAUACACUCAGAUAUGCAGAUAGAGUGAAAGAGCUGAGACAAGGAGGGCUAGGAAACAGUCCUGCUCCUGAUUCUUCAAUUACCAUAGCAACCAAACAUCCUCCGACACCAUCCAACUUUAGUCCUGGUAGUACAUCUACUCCCCAAAAGUUCAAGAAAUCUAAGCAAGAUAGCUCUUCCUCUACUCUUAAAGGUGAUUUGAGCCACAGGAGGGCCAGUGCAGUCUCUCCCACCAAGAAAACCGGUAAGAGCAGAAUGGAACCAAGGCGAAAGAGUGCACCCGAUACCUCUCCAACCAAGACUCCAACAGGUGGUGAAUCCAGUAACAAGUUUGCUGUGGGGAAGAAAUCUACAUCACAUCAGAAUCUUCAGAAAGUAACAAAUAAGCAGGGUAAAACUGAGAAGAGGAACAAAGGUGAGUUGUCGAUGUUGAAGCAUGAGCAGGUUUCCAAGGCCGCUGGGAACAAGUCUGUAGAGCAGACUAGGGUGAUUCAGUCCGGGAUAAAGAUGAGAGAGAACAGAACCUUGGAGGAGAGGAGGAUGAGAGCCAUUGCAAACAGGAGCAGGUUUGAAGAUAUGAAUCUCUCUCUUGGCAAUGAGACACCUUCCAAGAGAACCCCAGAGGUCAAGGCAAGAAUGAAAAAAGCAUUCCUGAACAGCAGUCUCCCUAUCUGGGAUUUAAACCAGCAGGAUAUAGGGACACCUUCGCCUUCUUUGCCAACUCCUCCUCCACCUCAGAAGCUUGAAUUUGAGAAUCCAAGGUAUAUUGAGAGUCCCUCCAGAGAGCGACAAAAGACUGAUGAUCAAAGGACAUGGGCCCAGAAAGUGGCUGAUGAGGGCAAGGUUAAUAUCCCGUACCGAUUUGAUGUACCCAAUCCUAGGUAUAGUUGGCAACAAGAGAAUCUUGAGGACAUCGAGAGUGGGUACCUGCCUGAUAUGGAUACAGAGAUUGAAACACCUAGGAGUGAUCCUACAGAUCAAAUUAAUGAUGAUAUUGCAAGAGUUGGCCAAGAGCACGAAAGUAAGUCUGGCAAGAAGUCUUCUGAUGAUGGAGAUGUAUUCAAAAGCCAUAAUGAAAUGCAUUUAGAUGAAGUUCAAGAAGUCAGGGUAAGUUCAGGGGUAACCCACUCCAAGGAGAUUGAUUGGAGGUCCAGUACAUCAAGCUCUGAAUCUCGACCAUUGAGUAGAUCCAGUGAUACUGGUGAACUUCUCGCGGAGAUAGAGAGAUCGCUCCAAAGGUCGCCUGUACCUGUCACACCCAGACCAGGGUCAGAGCCAUGGAUGAGGGUCAUAUUAGAAGACAAGUUCCAUGAAAAUAUCUCUCCAGCUGAUUCACCUAGGGGACAAGCAAAAGAAAAGUCUUCUGUUGGUGCUAAGAAACAACUUUUUGGUGCUGAAAAACAGUUCGAUACUGAAAAGGAUUUGCUCAUGGAUAGGAUUGGAAACCUAGAGGAGUCCAGGGGAGAAUCACCAAUGAAAAGGAAGAUGAAGCAAACAUUGGGUAUGAGGAAUAACAGUGAUGAUACUGGCACCAGGAUAGGUACUAGCUUAAAGGAAAGUCCCGAUAAUCAGAGAUCUUCUCAUGUACUUAGGGAAAAAUUGCACCAUUCCGGACUCUCUCAGAGACAGCUUCUUGGAGAUGCUGGAUCUCCUCAAGUGGCAAAGGAGACAUUUUCUGAGAAUUUACAGAUGCACAACAGAAGCAAGGGUGACGGGAAAGAUGACAGAGUGCAAUCUUUACAAACUGGAUAUCCACAGGCAGACAGGUCCACUAAUGGUUUUAGACCAAUUGUCAAAAAGGGUAAGGGGACAUCUUCUCAGGAGGUGUUCUAUUCUGCACAAAGUCACCUUCCAGUUUCUCCAUAUGGUUCCCAGAGUACAAACUAUGUAACCCCAAAAGAGAGCAGUCUGGAACAGCAACGAAUAGCAGUGUCCUCAACCCCGAAGGCAUUCAGGCAUGAAUCCUUGGGAAUGGACGUGUCUCUCUCACACUUAUCAUUAUCAACCAUUCAAUCACCUGCCAAGGGGUCUCAGAAUCCAAACUCUGAGACGAAAAACCAGUCUUUCGUAUCAGCUCGUGGAGUGGUCACUGGACAAGAAAACCAAAGGGAUGAAUGUGAGGAGACGACACUCCCAAUCUCGCCUCGUGUGACCUUGACCAAGUCCAAGAGUGAGGGUAGUCUGAUGAGGACAUCGGGGAUUGGCCAAAGCUUCAAUGAUGAACCAGUUGGCACCAGCCCUACACUUCAACCUCCUCAGAGACCAGUAUACCAGAGGCAAAACUCGGCAGCAGAAAGAGCAAGUCAUUCUUCAUUUGCACAUCCUAACAAUCAAAGCAGCACAAGGGAGUUGUUGCUGGCAGCACAUGCAGAUCAGCUUGAGGAAACUCUAAGAUUAUGUGAGACAGGCUGGAGUCUCAUUGCACAGCUUAGAAGUAACCAAAUGGAUGUACCAACCUACAUGUCCCAGGCUGAAGAUUUACUAGACAGCCAUGUAUGGUGCCUCGAUACAUUCAGAGAUCAGCUGAAUUCAUUCACAAGGUGCUCUUCACCAAACCCAAAUCGGUCAAGGAAUCACUCAAGCUUUGAUGGAAAUACAUAGUAGAAUCUGAAUUCCGAACACAUUCAGAGACCAACUGAAUUCAUUCAGGUGCUCUUCACCAAAUCCAAAUAGGUCAAGAAAUUAUUCAAAUCUUUUAAUAAAAAUGCAGUAAAUUGAUUUAGGAAUCUGAUUGUAGUCAGGGUUCAGCUUAAUUUAUUCUCAAAGUGCUCUUAACCACACAGAAAUUGAUCAGGGAAUUGUAAACUAUAUGAAAAAUGCAAAAGAAACAGCUGAUUCUGUUCAGAAUAGUUUCUGAGAUAAUAAUAAUUGGCAUUUAUAUAGCGCUUCACAAUUAUUAUUACCUGGUCAUUGGAUUCAUAGCAUUUCAUGCAGCCUGUUAGUCGCACACUUGCUAAACCAACCACAAUGACGGUUGUUUCCUACCGGUACCCAAUUAGCACUUGGGUGAGAGUGGCAGAGUGUAGAUUGAUGCCUUGCCAAAUGACGCUAGGCCACGGUGGGAUUUGUACACACAACCCUCUGAUUACAGGCGAGAGUCAGAACCGCUACACCACGGCUAAAGACCUGCUUUAGAGUAAGCCAUCAGUGGAAUAUAUUUAUUUAUUGGGGACCUUGUAACAUGUUACCCAUUAACCAAUGAACAUGGAUUUAUUAAUUUCGCUAUGUCAGGCAAUCUCUCAUGGUGUCUGGAAUACCCUUGAUUUUGGAAAUUAUGCGUACAAUUUAGAUGGGAACUUGAGGUUUUAAGUGGCAUUAUUAUCAAUGUGAAUGCUUCAUUCUUAUGUAAUAUACAGUGGAAACUCAGUAAAAUAAUCAAUAUUACCCUGAAAAAGCUGAAACUUGUAUAAUACAUGUAGCAGAUUAGUAGCUGGGACAAGAAAUAUAGCCUUUUAUAUCAACAUCCUUUUAUCAGGCUUUUUAUGCUGAGAUUCCACUGUAUUUUAGUUGAAUAAUAUGAUGUUUAUUUUUCACAUUAUAUAACACAUUGUGAUUUUGUGAUUCCAUAUAUUCAAAGAUAUGUGUAACUUGCAAGUAGGGUGAAAGUGUGAAAAAACCCUGGAAAAUUUAGACUUGACAUUUCCCAUACUUGCAGCUUGUCUUAUUAAUUAAAAUUUACUAGUUAUUUAGUACUUUUCAUUUCAGCAAUGUGAUAUUUCUCUCCUUUGGUGUCAUAAGCAGUAUUUUUUCUCAGUCUUUCUCCGUCAUUAACACACAAAGAAAUACAAGUGAAGAUGAAUGUUGUAAAUAAUUCUUAUGUAUUUAAAUAAUUGCACUGUUUGUACAUUUUUGAAAUAUGAUAAUUUUCUUAACAUAACAUGCAUGUGCUACAUUCAUCAUUAUCAAAUACAUGUAGUUAGUUCUUUGAUACACAAUAUAAUGGCUGAUCCUUUUAAUGGAAUUAUGUGCAAUGAAAUGGAAGAACUUCAUUUAGGUACAUAUAUACAGAGUUGACAGAUUAUAAAAACUUACUAAUUUUAUUUUUCAACAAAACUUGUUAUAACUAAUCCGUGCAUCUGCAACAGUUUGUUUCAUCAUAUAUGCACCAACAAUUUCCAUUAUCAUGAGAAGCUUGCUGGGUCAACAACCUUUUCCGAAGAUAUACAAAAUAGCAUGGGCUAUGAGUUAGAAUUGAAAAAAAAAAGAAACAAUGAAUCCCAAGCAAAAGGGAAGAAUAAGGAUUACUCAGUAAAAAUGUAGUGUUUAAAUGGGGUUUGUUACCACUUUAAAGAAAAACAUUCUGAUUAAUGAAGGGCACUGUUGUUGAACAAUCUCCCAUAAUCAAUGCUUUUGAGUGGUGUCACAAUAAGGGAACAUUUUGCAAGCAUGUAUUAUGUAAUGCGCAAACUGGGACAUGUCACUGAAACGACAAGUCUCAAGAACCUCAAAAGAUUUUGGGGAAAUCACUUCCUCCUGUUUUUAUAACUAGAUAUAAUUGCAUCUUUCACACAGGAAUUCGACAAGCAUCUUAUUGCUUAUCCUCGCAUUCAUCAGCAAAAAAAAUGGGGAAUGCAUGAACAGUCAUUGUGAAAGACGAUAAGCAGUUCCAACCGUUCCCAUUGUUUUAUCUACAUGUAUAAUGAAUAUGAGCAUUAGUGAUGAUUAGAUGUUAGUGGGAUCCUGCAUGAAAGAUGCUUUACUGACUUUGAGUGGUGGCUUGUAGUACAUAGAGCAGAGUGAAGUUAUAACUGAUUAUUUCAUUCAUUAAUGCUGCAAUUUUCAUUGAAUAAAAAUCAUUUCUGAAACUAAUUUAUGUCGCUUUAUCUACUUAGUUUGCUAUCAACACAAAGCCCCCAUUGUAACUUGGUGGCCGAGGUGAUUUUCAAAUUUAUUAAAUUGAAAAUUCCUUCAUAAAUGAUGAAAAGCUGCUAAAUUCCUUUUUUGAUGUUGAAUUCAGGUCAUAAUGUGCUUUCACUUAUCACCACUGCCUACACCAUUUUUAUCAUGACUGUGGUCUUUCUUUAUACCUCAUUUAAAAUGCUUGUAUUAUACUUUGUAUAACUUUUAACAAAAUAAUAGUGUAAAAUGUUUGAAAAGUCCUCCAUUAAUGUGUAAAGGAGAAGUGUAUUUUACAUGUAUUUGAAUAUGAACAGCUUCAAAACCUGCUUUCCAGAUGUGAUGUACUUAAGAAGACAUAAGAUGACAUUAGAUUUGUAUUGAAGUCAAUUAGAAGUUAGUACAUGCAUUCUUAACCCAGGAAUUGAUUAUGAAAAGCACUUGUUAGUUCACCCAUCACCUACAUGAAUUUGAUCUUAACAUGGUGGUCUGAAUUGAAAAACUUACAUUCAUAAGGAUUUUUCCUGCUAUAUAAAUUUAGUAUUAUUUAUUAUUAAUAAUCCGUUUAAUAUUGAUCCAUUAUGUAGUUCCUGCUUGAGUUACAUGUAGGUCAAAUGCCUGAUAAAAAAAAAAUGCUCCAUUUUGAAAGCCCAAUAUGUAAACUUCUAGUCUACAUGAAGUUUGAGCUUUUAGACACCCUAGCCCGUAUUCUGAACUCGGGUUUAAAUGAAAACCUGGUUUAAAGUUGUGGUUUAACUAUGGAGAGCCAAUUGGAGCACAAAUCCCUAACAGUACACAUUCAAUAUAUUAACUCACAUGACACCCAAAUUGUUCAUAAUUGUCUGGGAAUGAUAACUGAAGUAUUUUUCUUCAUUAUGAAAGCAAAAGUUAAGAAAUAUACAGAAUUUUUAAACUUUUGGCUCCCCAUAAUUUUAGCACAGAGUAAGACAGUGGUCUAAGUUAAACCUGACUUCAGAAUAUGGGCCCCUAUCAUCAAGUAUAGUGUUGAAAUGAACUUGUUGUAAACGAUGAGUACCAGUGCUUUCCUUUUAUCAAAUGGGGAAGAAAAUAUUUUCCAACCAAUACUUCCAUGUUACAGGCUUGCAAUACCAAGUUGAUCUAGAUUCUAUAACCAACCUUGUUAAUAUGUAUAGUUUCCUAGUAUAAUCCAUUAUAAUGCCAUUUCAAUAUCUGACCAAAAUUUGUGAGUGCUUGCCAUAUUGUAUGUGUUAUUGAUUUCUACGCUGUAUACAUUAUGUUCUUGCCAUUUGUUAAUAUGUACACUAUAUGUUUUAGUGUGUUAAGAGUAGUUGUGAAAGUGAAAUAUUUUUAUGCAGCUUUUUUACCCCAGUGCAAAUAUUUUGUUGAUUAAUAUAGUUGGGACUCAAAAUUCUGAAAGUUUAUAUUACUUAGAGAAACACACAUUAACAUGCAGCCACUUUCAACUUGUAAUAUAUGUCAGCAGAAUCAUCAAAAUUAAAGUUUAAAUAUGAUUUAAUACAUGUAUAAUUGAGAGAGAAAUCCAUUCCACCACUAAGAUAAUAUUGAUAAUUUUGAUAACAAAAUCUAUAAAAAGGGAAGAAAAUAUAAAUACAUAUGUCCAUGAUCAUGCACCUUUGUGAAUUGUGACUUAACGCUCAAUGAUUUUCAAAUAAAAUAAAUAUAUGUACAUGACCAAAUAUUUUCAUUGUAAAAUAAGAUAAUGGAUUUAAGUAAUCAGAAAAUUCAAAAUGAAAAGCAUGAAUUUAUUUCAUUUAUUUCAGAUUUCCUUGAAUAAUUCACGAAUAUGAAUUCCAUCAAUGAUCAACCCAUGUACUCAUAUUGACAACAGUGUACUAAGUAAAACUGUUGUUAGAAUUAGUGGUAAAACUAUGGAUAGUCAAAUAUGUCACAUUAGCCAACAGUUAAACUGUAAUGUGGAAGUACUAUGGUUUUCUUGACUAUGAAAAAAUAAGGCCCAGGUCAUGUAAACAUCAUUGGGAAAUAAAAGAAUGAGGACAUCCAACCAUCCACUUUCCAUAGUUGGAAUUACAGAUUAAACUUGCACUGUUGUGAAUACAGGUCAAUGACCACAAGAGUUUAAAAUUCAUUUAUUAAUCCUUGGGAAAUUAACAGAAUUCAUCAGAUAUACCAGGUUAGAAUAGCCCACUAAUUGUCAGUUUUGAUAUUUAUGGUGAUACAUUGGUGUAAUAUGAUAUACUUCCCAUUGACUACCACUUGUGAUGUGUUUGACUAAUGAAUAAAAGUGUGUGAUGUUUCAAAAUGUA